AUGACGAUAUUGUCAGUUCGACAGUUGAUACAACAGGCUAAGACUAGGCGAAUGGACAACGAGGACGUCGAGACUGCCGAGUCCAGCAGCUUUCGAUCACCAUUGCUAGGCUGCCAACUUGUACGGCGGGGUAUACUACACGAGGAAGACACUCUAGAGCGGUUCAGAGUGAAGGACGCUCCCUCGAAAGUCUACGUUAUUGUUACUGAUGAUAGACAUGUCGUACUGUUCGGCGGAAUCGUCGCCAAAUUGCAUUAG
Molecule: messenger RNA, 258 nt
Organism: Perkinsus marinus ATCC 50983
Lineage: Eukaryota; Perkinsozoa; Perkinsida; Perkinsidae
Exons: 3
Coding region: 1-258 (85 amino acids)
Source: RefSeq, a predicted model, not a curated record